GCACUUUGGUCGCGCGUGGAGUGAAGUUUUCUUCCAAGAUCCACAGCUUCCAUGGUGACCCGCCCCCAAACCUUCAAGAAUUUAUACCCCAAAAGUCCCCCCCUUCCUCUCUGCAAUGACUCAAACCCAAAACCUCAAAGAAAUGAUCUGAUCACCUUACCCUUUUCUUCUGGCAAAUGACCAAACUCAAUUCCUCUGAGUAACAAAGAAGAAGAUCGAAAAACAUGGCCAACAACCCGACAACCAACGCAAACAAGAAACUGAAACACCAUCGGAACCAAGAUUCAGAGGAAGUGGAAGGAGACCCUGAAGUUUGGGCAACAUUUGACAAGAGUUUCAAGCAAGUUCAGUCAGUUUUGGACAGGAACCGUGUCUUGAUUCAACAAGUCAACGAGAAUCACCAGUCUAAGAUUCCUGACAACAUGGUGAAAAACGUUGCACUUAUUCAAGAACUUAAUGGGAACAUAUCUAAGGUUGUUUCACUUUACUCUGAUUUGUCUUCCAAUUUCUCCACCAUGUUUCAUCAUAAGAAUGGUGAUGACCCCAAGAAUGGUGGUGUCCCAAGGGAGGGCUAACUUUUGAUUUAGAAAAAAAAAAUUAUUAAGUCUAAAUCUUUUAGUUUGUGGCUCUUCAGUUAUCUUUUCUAUAAUAAAUAAAAUAAAAGGGGUUUUAGCCUUUUAGGUAUUAAUUGUGACUUUGUUGGUGUUUGGUCCAUCUAAAGUAAUUGCUUCUGAUUUGUGUUUUAAGGACAUGAUAUGUGGGACUGCUUAUUGUCAUGUUUUUGAAACUUGUUUGAGAUAAUUUGGGAUUUAUGUGUUUUUUUUUUUUUUUGUUAUGAUUUUGUUGCUUUGUAAUAUUGAUGAUUAGUCGAUUUUGUGUCAUUGAUCUGGAAUUAAAAAAGUAUACUUUGAUAGGGUAUGAAUUAGCUGCAGAGGUGUGUUGUAGAUGGAAUCAUUUUGCUUUUUAUAUUUUGAAAGAGAUUUGAUCUAUCAUUGAGUCCAAUGCUCGGUUUAUAAUCCCGACGGAAGUGAUUAAAAUAAGCUAUUGGCUCUAAAAUUGUGGUUUUGGGUUGUGUAGAAUCUAGGAAGAUGAGCUUUUUAUGAUUUGGUUGGAGAUAUCCUUAAAAUAGGCUCAGUUUCAAGACAUAUCUCCAGCAAAAUGGCAUGAAAGGGGAAGCUUUUAGUAAUGAACUUGGAACCUCUUUUCAUCAUUCGUUGAUCAAAAUUUUCUUCUAUCCCAGCAAUGGGAUUGAUUUCCUUCCAUGCCGUAACCGAUUUUUGAUGUUUUUGCCUUAGAAAAUCAGGUGCAGUUGCCUUCGCUUUAAGUUUAGGUCCAUAAUUGGAUGAGUUAUCUUUCUUCUCCAAAUUUGAUUUCCCUUAUUAAACCUUGACUAGUUUCCAUUUCAGUUCUGAGGAAUCCAGGUAUCCUUUUGUUUCAGGUCUACUUUUCUAUGUCUGGCUUGAUCACCUUGGCAUGCCCUUUGUCAUGGUCCUAAAGAGGAACUAUGAAUUUCACGUUGGCUGAUUACUAGAGAUAGUAUUGAGAUAUAAAGGUUUACACUACCUUUAAUCUGUGAGUUGUUUUUUAUAAGACAAAAUCGUAAUAUCAACGGAUUAGAGCGGAUAAUACCUCUCAAAUUAGUGUGGAUCAUGACACCUUUCCUGUCCAAGGGCCGACAAAGAACCGGCACAAUAGAUUCUUUCCGGUAGGAAUAUAAAGAUAUAAAGGAAAAUUUGUCAAUUAAAACAACAUCCAUUCCAGCAAGAACCUGGCCAAGUACAACCAUGGCCGUCCAACCUUUCAAGGAAACCAAUAGCAUGCUUAAUUUCAAAUGGCCUUAGAAAUAUAGGUUUAACAAAGGGCAUUGCUUAAUUUCAACUGGCCUUUAUGCAAAUUUAUGAUUCCUUAGCCACAAUAUGGCGCUGUGAAAAGCUCAUGCAUAAAUAGCAACAUGAUUGACUGGAACAACAUAGACAGAAUUAUCCAAGAAAACCAAUGUUGCUCAUUUCCACAUCUUUCACAAGAAAAUAGACAAAAGCUCAUACACAAUGGUACAAGGCAAGUAAAAGAUGAUAAAAACCAGCUGUUUGUAAUGAAGAAUUGUGAUCCAUUGGUGGCUGGCCUAGCAUUCGACAUUGACAGCAGUCCUGUUCAUAAUCAAGGAAAUUUUGAAAAAGUAAAUAACAUCCUGUUCAUAAUCAAGGAAAUUUUG
This is a messenger RNA of Durio zibethinus, 2212 nucleotides long. The record is from RefSeq and is a predicted model, not a curated record. Lineage: Eukaryota; Viridiplantae; Streptophyta; Magnoliopsida; Malvales; Malvaceae.